This is a messenger RNA of Perkinsus marinus ATCC 50983, 4473 nucleotides long. RefSeq lists its product as hypothetical. NCBI's taxonomy places the organism in Eukaryota, Perkinsozoa, Perkinsida, Perkinsidae. The transcript has 26 exons. The record is from RefSeq and is a predicted model, not a curated record. The coding region runs from base 1 to 4473 and encodes 1490 amino acids.
AUGCGAGCUGACGUUACUCGUUCAAUAUCGUCGGUGGCAUCGGCUACAGCCGCUGUUAUGUCGGUAGCCAAGGCUAGCAAUUUGAUGGCGCUUGCCAAGCAAGUACAGUUCAUGAGCCUCACUGCGAGGAUCGCUGGCGUGCCUCAAGUUUACGUGGACUAUACCAAGUCGAUGGACGGCUUCUCGCUACAGUUUGGAUUUCUAUCGGAUGAUUGGGGGGAAAUGUCGCCCGACUCCAUUCGAAAAUAUAUUCAAGUUUACAUUUCCAAGUCGCUCUCGGAAGCCUUGGCCUGUCAAGAAGCAUUGGGAGUUGAUUAUCAUCUGCCAGGGGAUCUACUACACCCUGAGCGGAUCGCAUUGAAAUUCCAGUUUGAUGGGGACGAUAUUGCGAGCAUCUUCGACGAACCUCAGAGUUGGUUUUUUGGUGGUGGUGACGAUGAUGAUCUGAUUCUACGCCGCCUUGCUGCUGAGUCCGACAGUGCGCCAGAGCUGCCGAGAAGUAGGGAAGAGAUGGUAUGGUUUUGUGAGGAAGCGAAAGAUCGAAUUAAAGUGAAAGUGGACCCACCAGUACCGUCAUGGGUACCUGUGCUCAGCCAAGUGGCGACCCGGAGGGUCUCAUGUGCUAUACCGAUUAAGGACGAAAGGGGACGUAGUGUUACCUUCGAAGGAAUCGUAGGAGGGACUUGCUCUUCGGAGUCUCUGGAAGAUUUGAUAGAGGCGGGAGAGGUGCUCAGGGCCGGUCAGAGUCUGGAUGAAUUUGCUCGACCCUUCUUUCCGCUUGAAGUGUCGGACUCUCCUGGAGCUUCUGAUGAUCGGCAAGAGUUCCUUCUUACUGAGGAUGUUUGUAGAGGCAUAAUAUAUAGGAGGAUGAGAGGGAGCAUGAUUGCCGAGGAUGAGGCCUUUGCGCUGACCAGUUGGCUGUAUGAGAGGGCGGAAGAAGAGAGGCGCUUGCUAGUCGACUAUGGUAUCAUCGGAAUUAGGGGAAUAGGGAAGUAUGGAGAGUGUAUUGUUCUGUCGGGUGGGGCGGCUAUGCCACGGCUCCAACGUGCUGUAUGCCCCAGUCAUGAUUCCAAGACACUUUUGUACCCUCAAUUCUGUCGGGUGGGGCGGCUAUGCCACGGCUCCAAAGUAUGCCCCAGCGACGAUUCCAAGACACUCUUGCACCCUCAAUUCUGCUGGGCCUACCUCUCUCUCCCUCCUCGUCCUCCCCUUCACGGCUGCUCCUGUUGGCGCCCACGUCCAGUAGUGGAUGGUAUCCCUUUGUGGGAGAGGGAGAUGAUGGAGGAGUGGGUAUUUAAGAGGCUGCUGGACUUGUUGAAGAUCAAGGCGAUGCUCGCCUAUUGUGUGUACGAAAGUAGCAAUGCUAGAAUGACUACUGAGAGGUGGCACAGUGCAACUCCGUUGUACGCCAGCGGCAGUGCGUUGAUCGAUUUGAGCUUCCGUUCCCUCGUGGAUGAGGUUGUAUGUAAUCAGUGGCCUCUCUUCAAGCCGCAGGUGCUCACUGCCUUUGCUGCACGUCAUCCUAUAGGGUCGGAACCGUGGAUGGCGACGGAGAUGAGCACGGUUGCUGAGCGGCGGGAGUUUGGGGUUACACUUGAUGAGGAAGGCUUUGCUGAUCUGAUCGGCGAUGGCGAGAAUGCUGGUGGAGAAUGCGAGAUACUGGGGGAAUACCCCAGAGCGUCGGUGGGAUGGAAGCGGUUUAGGUUGGGUAAAGGACGGAGAAGGGUGAUGCGGGUAAAUGUUGGUGUAGAACUCCGCCAUGUUCUGACCAUUAUGGGGUAUCUGCCAAAAUUCAAGUUGAGGGUGCCUUGGCGGAAUUUGGACAUGAAGCUCCAAAGUGACCUUAAAAUAAUCCUGGAUACAGCACGCAAUAAUGGUCUCUUCAUAUACGUUAUCGAUCGAUUCGUCACCCUCUGUACGAUACUCAUCUUGACGGUUGGUGACCAGGGAGAUGCUACGUUAGGGCCGUCGAAGAUGGUGCUCUUUCUGCUACUGAAAUUGCUCAUUUUGGUGUACGAGGUGAGGCUCAAUAUUCAGGAUAUGGAGAGCUCCAGAGGAACUACUACCAAUACUAAGGUCCAUGUUGUUGGCAAGAGCUUACUUACUGGUGACUCUUUCGUGUGGUUGAUGCAGACGAUGACGCUGCUUGUACUGUUAUUGGGCCAUUCACAGGUCGAGAAGAUACCGUCUCCUAUUGCAUCCAUAUUGGGCAUUUUUAUUACGGCUUUAACGAUGUUGACGAUGAAUUGGAGGUCCUUCAGGGAGAUGUUGGCUGACUACUCAGUGGUAGUGGUGGAUCGGGCGAGGUCCUUACGGAAGAGGUUGGCGUUUUACGCUCAUUGCCUUCGUGAACUAAUAUCACGGUGGCGAUCUGUGGAGAAGGAGCGCAGCGAUGCUGAUGAUUCAAUGCAUCAUCAUCACGCUCAGUACGUUGAGGGGAUCGAUUUUGUGACACCUGAGUUUGGGUUGGUGAUGGGCGGUCGGGUGGAGGUAGAAGAAUUGGUGCGGGAAGAAGGGGCUGGUGACUGUAUUGAGAAGAGAGUGUUUUAUCAUAGUGUGAGUAGAAAGGACUUCCCGCACUACUCGUUGGAGUCUCCACGGGACUUGGCGAGGUAUGAGGGGGAUAUCAAGUCGAGAUUGGCGGUGGUCAUUGGGACGAGGCAGUUGCGAUGUGAAGAGGCUAUUGGUGACUUGGCGGUGACGUUACAGGUGGUGAACCACGCCGAGAAUCCUUCGCUAUGCGCAGCUGAGAUGGACUCGUAUUUUUCACUGUACUACCCGGCUGGGUGGGGAUCAGGUUUAGAGAGAAGAACGCGAGAGAUCAACGUACUGGCACGACAAUGGCUGUACGAGGUUGAAGCCUGGUUGAUUCGAGAGGUUGGAGCUGUGAGGUCGUCAUUGACAGCAACGAGUAGUGUAUUGAGACGGUUGAGCGUGGUUAUCAAGGAGCAGCUGUCUGGAGAGCAUCGACUACGCAGGGUUAGGCUUAGUCUUGGCAGAGUGACGGGGCUGAUCGAUAUGGAUGGAAGUGGAUUCUACUGCUGCCUUUUCCCAGAGAGCAUCGACUGCUGUAAUUUGGAGGACUAUGUGCCUAGGGAGAGCGUCAGUAAGGUGGUCAGGUUGGUGAACGGCGAGUGUGUGUUCGAGGAGGAUGUUGAUAUAGUGGUGCCUAGUAGAGACCAGACGAUAGUGAUUGGUCUGUGUAGAGAGUAUAGUAGUGGUCGUGAGAGGGAGGUUGUAGGGUAUACGAGGCCAAUACCCUUACCUGAGGGAAAUGGGGACUCAACGUUGUUACUUGGUGGUGUCGUUGGUGGUGAGAUGAUCGAACACGACCUGUUGUCGGUACCGCGGCAGGAGCAGCCAGAUGGAGUGGGAGAAGCUCUUCUCGGGGCACAGGUUGUGAUCGAUGAGGGGCUUGUAUUUGAUACCUCAUUGGGGUACUCAGUAUCGCUUACAAGAGGCAAUGUGUCCUCUAGAACUGUCGGGAAGAUAUCUUUGAAGAUUGCCGUGCAGUAUGGCUUCGCUGGGACUGGGCUGAGUGAUAAGGCGCCCAUAGCAGUGGGUAGAUGGAGUGAGCAGCGACAAGAGUUGAUGAGGGAUAGUGUUGCGCAUUUUGUGGUAUUAGCAGACCAUUUGAAGGUGUCAAAGUCAUGGAGACCGGACCCGCUGCCUAUGAGGCCCGUAGUGUUUGUCCCUGAGGGGGCUGGGAAGAAGAAGGCCGAUAGAGUGACUAGGCGUGAUGGUUCACUGUACGAGAUGCUACCGGUCUUCGAUAGGAGCCCUAGUGAGAGGAAGGAGUGUCUGAUGGGCCUUACUGGUGGCCAUUUGGUGGUGAAGUGGCGGGACCGGAGGGCUGAGAGGCUGCUGCCCUUCCGACGUGCUAUGAUGGAGAGAUAUGGAUGUAGUUGGGAGAUGGUAUUCCAGUUGAUGAAACGGGCGGCAGCGGCUGAGGUUGGUGGAGGACAUGGCGAGGUGGAUGGGGUGAUGGGAGAGGAGGAGUUUGUGGCGGCUUUGGGGUCCCUACUGCCGGAGUAUAGGGGGUCAUCGGGGCCGAGCGGUGAUGCUCGAGAGGUGUUCCAACUGUUGGAUCCUGAUGGGAAUGGGCAUAUUGUUAUGGCUGAUCUGAGAUGCUCUGGUGAUGCUAGCCGUGUGCGGGUUCCUGUGAUGGAGGAGCAUCGGUUGCCAUUGGCGAGCCUGUCUUAUGUACAUCCGAAUGCUAGAGAGAAGACUAUAACGGUACGAUGUGAUGAUAAGUUUGCUAUUAGUGGUGAGUGGAAGGCAUUGAAGAGCGCACUAGACCCGCAUUGGGUGCCGCCAGAGGAGGUGAAUGAGCGUCUAUACAGUUUGGAGUCUUACGAAAGCGCGUCGCCGUCGUUGGAUGACUCUAUGGUGUUCGAGCUUGAGAAGAGUCACUUUUGCAUGUGGCAAAAGGUAGGAGGAGGAGGGGUGGUAUCGGGAUCCAUGGAGCUAUAG